CCGCCGGGCAGGGGAGGCGACGGGAUUCAGGCCGUGGUUGCGGGAGCCCGAGCACCCACAUGCCCGAACAAGCAGUUGCUGUUGCUGGAGGUAUAAUAGGAGGGAUCCUUUUAUUUGUUCUCAUUGGAAUAACUGCAUACCUGCUCUGGAAGAAAUUUUGCCGCCUCCUUUCUUACGAAAAGCUCACCAGUCCUGUCAAAACAACAAAGGCAAAUGCCAUUUUUCAGGAUCAGUCAACUUCUGAAAUUCAACUAAAAAGCACAAGUUUGGUUUCCAUAUUUAAACCAGAAAAGGCAGUAGCUGUUGUCUUGAGCAGAUCCAGAAGCGUUCCAUUUAUCAUUCCACCAACACUGCAUGGGCGAGACUGGAUUAACUUGACGAACGAAGAACAAGUUCAGGAAGACAGUGACCCCUACAUGAUUCCUCAGGAUGGGCCACGGUCAUCGUUUCAUUCUUUGGCUGGAGCUUAUGUUGUAGGGACCAUUAACCCAGAGCUGUACAAGUUUCCUGAAGACAAGAGCGAGACGGAUUUUCCUGAAGGCAACAUUGGCCGCCUCUGGUUCUCCAUAGAAUAUGAGCAAGAGUCAGAAAGGCUCCUUGUCUCCUUGAUCAAAGUCAGAAAGCUGCAGCCUCCUGCUGACUCCUGUAGUCCAUUUGUGAAAAUCUACUUGCUGCCCGAUGAAAGAAGCUACUUGCAGUCCAAAACAAAAUGCAGAACUCUUAACCCCCAGUUUGAUGAAAACUUUGUUUUUCAGGUUUCCAGUAAGAUGUUGCUCCAAAGGACUCUUAAGUUUUUGGUUUAUCAUGUUGAUAAACAGAAAAAGCACCAUCUCCUAGGCCAAGUUAUCUUCCCACUGAAAAAUGAAACAUUAACUGGUGACAACAAACUAGUCAUAUGGAGAGAUCUGGAGAAGGAAAACUUGGAGCCUCCUUCAGAGUAUGGUGAUAUCCAGUUCUCCCUCAGCUACAAUGACUACCUGGGCCGUCUCACUGUAGUGGUUCUGAGGGCAAGGGGAUUAAAGCUCCAGGAGGAGAGCCAUGCUGUCAGUGUCUAUGUCAAAGUCUCACUAAUGAACCAUAAUAAAUUCAUCAAAAGUAAAAAGACAGCAGCGGUUCUGGGAUCUCCCAAUCCAGUGUAUAAUGAAACCUUCAGUUUCAAGGCAGACCAGACAGAGCUGGAUACAGCAAGCCUGAGUCUAUCUGUGCUCCAGAAUAUCAAGGGAGAAAAAACACAUCAGCUAGGACGUGUAGUAGUCGGGCCUUUCAUGUACACCCGUGGCAAAGAACUAGAACACUGGAAUGAAAUGAUCAGCAAGCCCAAGGAGCUGGUUAAACGAUGGCACACUCUCUGCCACAGCACGUAAAUAGCAUGGAUAAAAAAAACCAACCUUAAAAUGGAAAAGCUCUCGUUAUCUUUCAUAAUCUAAUGAUAAAAGAGUACAAAAUCUUUGACCAUUUUACACUCCAAAGUAGACAAGAAUAAAAGAAGUAAAUUCUUUCCUUGCCCAAACACAAAGAGAAAACUUGGUCCCUGCUAGGCUGGAACUCUAUCUUUCCUCUCUUCAAAAUAUAUUUCCAAUUUAGUUAAUAUGCAGCAGAGUUUAAAAACAACUGGGAUGACAAACAUGAUCUCCCAGCAUUAGUUACUUUGACUAGUAAAUUCCAAUUCUUGGUCGUGAGUUCUGGGCACAAACAAUCAUCCAUCAUGUGGAUAGAACCCAAAAUGACAUAAGAAUUUUCAGUGAUGAUACCAGGCCUAACUGCCCACCUGCAUUGCAUCACCAGACAGAGUAGCUUCACCAAAAUGAAUGGAAGCCCAGUAAGCAUGACAAAACAGACAAAGCCCAAAAGAUGUUGACUACUACAUUUACAAUUUAUUUAAAAUAGCAGCAUUAUAUUGAAAUCCUCUUUUGAAUAUGAAUGGUGGAAAGCACUAACUGUUUAUUGAUCAAAAAUUCUAGAAGCACCUGUUCACAUCCCUCAGGACAGUGAAUUUCUUGCAGUAAUUCAGUUAGAUGUUUUCAGAUGACCCCAGUGUACAACACUGUGUUGACACUAAGGGUGAAGUAUAAAAGAAGUCCUAAAGUCACAAAGGAUUGGAGGCUUACAGAAGUACUGGGGUACUCUGAGAAAGUAAUACAAGGGACUUGUCCUGUCUUUGUAUUUCUCCCUAAACACAUCUCUGCUGGAGACAGAGCAUUGAUUACAAGAACCUUGGGUUUGACCUAGUAUGGCCAUUCUUACAUUGAAAAUCCAAAUAGCUUAAGCCGCUAGGACAUAUGUCUUGUUUUAGUGGUAGAGUUUUCAAGUAAAUUACUGUUCUGUAAAAUAAUUCAGAACAAUUAUUUUUAAUCAAAAUAAACUAAAGAGGACAUUCUUGUCUUCUUGAUUGUUCACUGGGGACCUGAACUCUGUACCUUUCACGCCACAUAGUCAUAAAACAGACCGACAGACUAUUGCAGCAAAACAUUAUGUACAAUUAUGUUCCAAUCUGUGCAGCUGAAAUAAAGCCAGCUUCCUUUGAAACAGGAUACAACAUUAAUUAAUUCAAUAUAUUAAAAACCAAGAUUUAUCUGGGGAGAUAAGAACACUUUCCAUUUUGACAAUAUUGUUAUUUUCUAAAGGAAAUAUUAUGAAUGAGAAUUUAAUCUGAGAAGAAUUGUAAGAUAACAGACCCCCCCUUCACCUGAUCUCCCACUUGAAAUGUUACAUGUCUGUCUUGCUAGCUGCACCACUGGAUCUGGAUAGAAGAUGAGCCUAAACUCAUUCCAUUGGAUUAGAUUUUAGAAAAUGUUGAAACCUCAUUAUAUCUGUUAAAUGAGUAAUGCCAGCACUCCCAACCCCAAAGAGCUCCUUUUCAAAUUUUACAAAACCACUGAAAAUCAAUCUAAUAGGCAACACGUUCAAUCUGGGAAGGAAAACUAUACAUAAACUCUAUGACAACUAUAUUACUACUAUAAAGCAAUUUUACCAAAUACAUUGUGUCCCUCUAUGAUUUAAAUCAUACCAAUAAAAAUUAAAGACCUUAAAAGCAAACUUAAGAAUGCUUCAGGCAGUUAGAUUUACUAGCUUGCACAGGAAGAUUCAUGUAAGGUACAGUGUCUAUCAACAUAACUUCUAAAGUGGGAAGUCACCUGUCUGACCUGAUGUACAGUAUGGUCCAAGUAAUAAAACAAUGCAUUGUACUAACGUGGUCUCUU
Molecule: messenger RNA, 3200 nt
Organism: Chroicocephalus ridibundus (black-headed gull)
Lineage: Eukaryota; Metazoa; Chordata; Aves; Charadriiformes; Laridae
Gene: SYT15
Product: synaptotagmin 15
Exons: 8
Coding region: 60-1364 (434 amino acids)
Biological process (GO): calcium ion-regulated exocytosis of neurotransmitter; synaptic vesicle endocytosis; regulation of dopamine secretion
Cellular component (GO): exocytic vesicle; plasma membrane
Molecular function (GO): calcium ion binding; phosphatidylserine binding; syntaxin binding
Source: RefSeq, a predicted model, not a curated record